AUGAGUAUCUACGUCCUACCCAUCUCAGAACCUCAAAUAAGACGACUUUAUUUCCGAAACCUAUCAACAACGGACGUUGUGGUCAAGCUGGUGAGCACGAAGCCUCAUGUUCUCGAGCUGGCUAGGAAUCGCCUACGUCUAGAACCUGAUUCGUACCUUUUCAUCGAAGCCAAAUUCUCGUAUGCAAAUCUCGGCAUUUGUGAUGUCGGUCCCACGAAACUAAUCGGAUAUGCGAUGCCUGUGUAUUCUCAUACUUUGCCUGCGAUUAGUAAGUGGUUCGAUACCGAUGGAUCGGAGACGAAUAAACAGCUUGCGUUUGAAAUGCAAGUCAUCUUCAGUAACAAUGUUUUCUCAGCUCGUGAUAUAAUAAUCGAUCUGCCUGGUACGGCUUGUCUGGUAGAUUCUGUUCCACGUUCGAUUCCAUCGUUGAAUGGCAAUUCACCUGUCGAUGAAGUUGAUGCAGAUACAAAAACUGCUGUGACGUUUACAAUGAAUAGGGAUAUUGUCUGCAAUCUUUGUAAUACUGAAGAACGUAAAGGGUAUUUUUGA
Molecule: messenger RNA, 549 nt
Organism: Haemonchus placei
Lineage: Eukaryota; Metazoa; Nematoda; Chromadorea; Rhabditida; Trichostrongylidae
Source: the annotation of a GenBank genome assembly